This is a messenger RNA of Myxocyprinus asiaticus (Chinese sucker), 7395 nucleotides long. It is a transcript of the gene glg1a, whose product is annotated as golgi glycoprotein 1a. NCBI's taxonomy places the organism in Eukaryota, Metazoa, Chordata, Actinopteri, Cypriniformes, Catostomidae. The transcript is spliced from 27 exons. The coding region runs from base 57 to 3497 and encodes 1146 amino acids. Gene Ontology annotation, cellular component: Golgi membrane. The record is from RefSeq and is a predicted model, not a curated record. Gene Ontology annotation, molecular function: fibroblast growth factor binding.
CAUAUUCAUGAGCCACAUCUUCGCCGUACUAGAGUGCGUAAUUUCGCUUUGCGAAGAUGGCGGCGUGUGGACGUGUGCAGCUAUUCCUGCUGUUGAUAUUCAUCUCCGGCUGGAUCUGUUCUGUUCGUGGACUCAAACCAAUGAUCUCAGACAAUGAAAACGCGCCGGAUAAUGCCGACAGAGCCAAAAAUCCAGCCGGAGAGGGGAAAGUGGCGGCGGUGGAUGGGGCCCCCGUGGCCCGGCGCAGCGGCGGCUGGAAGCUUGCAGAGGAGGCGGCCUGUCGUGAGGACGUGAGCAGGAUCUGCCCCAAACACUCCUGGAACAACAACCUGGCUGUGCUUGAGUGUCUGCAGGACCGAAAAGACGAGUCGGAGAUCGCUGCAGAUUGCAAUCAUCUGCUGUGGAACUACAAGCUGAAUUUGACAACAGAUCCAAAGUUUGAGUCAGUUGCUAUUGAAGUGUGCAAGAGUACCAUCAGUGGGAUUAAGGAGUGUGCUGCAGAGGAGCGUGGGAAGGGUUACCUGGUGUCGUGUUUGGUAGAUCACCGAAGUAACAUCUCAGAGUACCAGUGUAACCAGUACAUCACAAAAAUGACCAGUAUCAUCUUCAGCGAUUACCGCCUUAUCUGCGGAUUUAUGGACAAGUGCAAGGACGAUAUCAACAAACUACACUGUGGAAGCGUCAACACGGGCGAGAAGGAUAUCCACUCUCAGGGCGAAGUGAUUGCAUGUUUGGAGAAAGGGCUUGUGACUGAAGCCGAGGAGCAGCCGGGUCAAUACGCCAUUAAAGAGGACUGUAAGAAGGCCAUUAUGCGCGUUGCUGAACUUUCCUCUGACGAUUUCCACUUGGAUCGCCACCUGUAUUUUGUCUGCCGGGAGGACCGGGAACGCUUCUGUGAAAAUACUCCAGCAGGAGAAGGCAAAGUCUACAAAUGUCUCUUCAACCACAAGUUUGAGGAGAGCAUGUCUGACAAAUGUAAGGAUGCUCUUUCCACUCGUCAGAAGCUCAUAGCUCAGGACUACAAGGUCAGCUACUCGUUAGCUAAAGCCUGUAAACCAGACCUGCGCAAAUACCGCUGUAACAUGGAUACGGCGAUGCCGCGAGCCCGAGAGGCCAAACUGUCAUACCUGCUGCUGUGUCUCGAGUCAGCCGUACACCGAGGUCAAACGGUGAGUGGCGAGUGUCAGGGAGAGAUGUUGGACUAUAGGCGGAUGCUGAUGGAAGAUUAUUCUCUCAGUCCAGAGAUUGUGCUUCAUUGUAGAGGGGAGAUUGAGGCGCACUGCUCCGGUCUGCACCACAAGGGUCGAACCCUCCACUGCCUCAUGAGGGUGUCCCGGGACAAAGGCAUAUUAGAGGACCACUGCCAGAAAGCUCUCCAGACACUGAUACAGGAAACAGACCCCGGGGCAGACUAUCGCAUCGACCGCGCUCUCAACGAGGCCUGCGAGUCUGUCAUCCAGACCGCAUGCAAACACAUCCGCAACGGAGACCCCAUGAUUCUGUCUUGUCUUAUGGAGCACCUUUACACUGAUAAGAUGGUUGAAGACUGUGAACACAGACUUUUAGAGUUGCAGUACUUCAUCUCUAGAGACUGGAAACUGGACCCCAUCCUGUAUAAAAAGUGUCAGAAUGAUGCCGCUCGUAUCUGUCACACUCACGGCUGGAAUGAGACAAGUGAAUUCAUGCCUCCUGGUGCAGUUUUCUCCUGUCUGUACCGCCACGCUUACCGCACUGAGAUGCAAGGACGAAGGAGUUCGUUGGAAAGUUCGGAAGACAGUUUGGAAUUAUCUCGGGACUGCAAAGCAGAAGUUCAGAGGAUUCUUCACCAGAGGGCGCUGGAUGUCAAACUGGAUCCAGAAUUGCAGCAGCGUUGCAUGACAGACCUCGGAAAGUGGUGCAGUGAGAAGACUGAAUCUGGACAGGAAUUGGAGUGCUUGCAGGAUCAUUUGGAGGAUCUGGUUUCUAACUGCAGGGAUGUGGUGGGAAAUCUCACAGAAUUGGAGUCCGAGGACAUUCAGAUCGAGGCGCUGUUGAUUCGAGCCUGUGAGCCCGUCAUCCAGCCCUACUGUCACGAGGUGGCUGAUAAUCAGAUAGACACAGGGGAUCUGAUGGAGUGUCUCGUUGCCAAUAAGCACCAGAAGGAAAUGAAUGAGAAAUGUGCUGUCGGAGUUACACACUUCCAGCUGAUCCAGAUGAAGGACUUCCGCUUCUCGUACAAGUUCAAGAUGGCAUGCAAAGAGGACGUGCUGAAACUGUGCCCAAACAUCAAGAAGAAGGUGGAUGUGGUGAUCUGUCUGAGCACUACAGUGAGGAACGACACACUACAGGAAGUGAAAGAUCAGCGAGUCUCCAUGAAGUGCCGAAAACAGCUCAGAGUUGAGGAACUGGAGAUGUCUGAAGACAUUCGUCUAGAGCCGGAUCUGUAUGAGAGCUGUCGACAGGACAUCAAACAGCACUGUCAGAAUGUGGUGUUUGGAAACGCUCAGGUGAUCGAGUGUUUGAAAGAGAAUAAGAAGCAGUUGACUCAGCACUGUCAACAGAAGCUUUUCAGACUGCAGGAGACUGAGAUGAUGGAUCCAGAGCUGGACUUCCAGCUCAUGAGAGUCUGCAAGCAGAUGAUCAGGCGUUUCUGCACUGAGACGGAUGCAAAGAACAUGUUGCAGUGCCUCAAACAAAACAAGAACAGUGAGUUGAUGGACCCGAAAUGCAAACAAAUGAUCACCAAGAGACAGAUCACCCAGAACACAGAUUAUCGCCUAAAUCCGGUGCUGAGGAAGGCUUGCAAGGCCGACAUCCCCAAGUUCUGCCAGAACAUUCUGAACAAAGCCAAAGAUGACAAUGAGCUGGAGGGACAGGUCAUCUCUUGUCUCAAACUCAAAUACGCAGACCAGCGUCUUUCUCCGGACUGUGAGGAUCAGAUCCGCGUGAUUUUACAGGAAUCUGCGCUAGACUACAGACUUGACCCGCAGUUGCAAUUACAGUGCAGUGAAGAGAUCCCGCGGCUCUGUGCGGAGGAAGUUGCGGCGCAGGAGCAAACGGGUCAGGUGGAGGAGUGUUUGAAAGUCAACCUGCUGAAGAUAAGCCAUGAGGGAUGCAAAAAGGAGGUGCUGAACAUUCUGAAGGAGAGUAAGGCAGAUAUCUUUGUGGAUCCAGUCCUACACACAGCUUGCGCUCUGGACAUUAAACACCAGUGUGCCGCAAUCCCACCUGGCCGAGGAAGACAGAUGUCAUGUCUAAUGGAAGCUCUCCAGGAUAAGCGUGUGAGAUUACAGCCUGAGUGUAAGAAGAGAUUACAGGACCGCAUUGACAUGUGGAGUUACGCAGCCAGGGUAGCACCAGCAGAAGGUUUCUCUGACCUGGCCGGGCAGGUUUUUUCGUCUCCUGCCAAGAACUACAUUCUGAGCAUGCUGGCGAUGAGCAUUUUGCUGCUCUUCGUCAUGGGUCUGCUGUGCGGUCGCAUCACCAAGCGCGUGACGCAGGAGUUGAAGAAUAGGUAGACGGGGUGGUGGGGCAGGGCUAGUGCGUUUCUGCUCCCCCUUUGGGGCAAAACGCCCAGCAUGACCCAUCCGCCAUUCUCCGUACUGGGCCGGGGAAGGACACUGGUGUUGGUAAAGCAAACUUGACGGAGGUGGGGGAGCGGGUGUUGAGACCGUGUGUGCAUUUUCGUGGUAUCGCCCAUGGCCACAUUGGGACCCAGUUUUAAUUGCAACACACACUUUAUUUUUUUCCCCUGACUGUGCUUGUCCUUUGUCAUCAUUUGUAAAUCUGCCUGCUGCGGAACCUGCAAGCAACCUUUCUGCUGCACGUAUUUGUGUGUGCUGUAAAACCCAGCACGCCUGCCAACUCCAAUCAAAUCAGCUUUCUUCAAAAUCAAGCUGUAAUGUCGUAAAGAUUUUUUUUUUUUUUUGCUUUCCAGCUAAAUGUUUUUUAUUUUUUAUUUUUUUUUAUUUAUUGUGAAUGUUUUAGCUGAUUUAAAUUGCAGUUGCAUGAGGGGUUGCGUGAUUUUGCUUUUGUGUUCAUUUUGUUUUGUUAUUAUUUGCAAGGAUGUUGAGCAUAGGCAGCAAAUUGUUGCAAUUUUUAAUGUCCAUACUUUAGAAAUAAGACUGAAGAUGUGCAUAGUGACAACGAUUGAGUGAUUGUUUGAAUGCGUGUUUGUGCCUUUUUGCCCGUCUGAGUUAGAGAUUCAGUGUUUUGUGUGUCAAUGGAUAAUCUGUCCGUGAAUCUCCUUACACGUUUGUUUUUAUCAAAAUGACUGGUUUGAUCAUGGGCUACUUUUUUUUUUUUUUCUUUCUUUCUUUCUUUUUUCCAUUGGGAACAUUAAUUCUUUUUCCCUCUCUUGGUAUUUCUUCCAUCUUUUGGUUGGUUGUUUUUGUUGGGGUAGGGUUUCUUGGGUGGAUGCGCUGUGAAGAUAUAAGAUAGAACAUAAAUUCCACUGCUGUAAGUGUUGAAGGAGAACUGCUCUUAACUGAGCCGAUUGCACCGGAUUUACAAACUUCCGAUUGUCCUGUCUCAGUCGCAAUGUUAACAUAAAUUUAGCGGUGGCAGUUGAUUCUGGAUUGAUUGGCUGGACUACAUAUCCCUGCUGACUGCAUCUCACUGGCCGCAUUAAGACGUCAGGCUGUUUACAUGCUGUUAUUGAUGUAAUAUAUGAUGGCUAUGGUAUGGUCACCUCUCGUCUGAGUUGUCUAGCAGUCAACAGAUCGUGAUUUUAUAGUACCACCUAAACAGACUAUUCUGUUGGCUUAAAAACAUCCCCAACCCUCGAUACAAAAAUUGAAAGCUUUGCUUUGAUAUCUGUCAAUCAAAUGCAAGUUUUCAAUGACUCACCCAUGUCUCAAUUAUCAUUGGUGAUGUUUUUAUUGUUUUUUUUAUGUUCUCAGAAUGCCUUGCUCAUAUAUCAUUGGUUAAUAGAGAAGUGUAUGUCAUUAUGACUUUAUAAGAGUGAUUUUAGGAGAAUUUUUGGUUUCAAACACUCAAGCUUUUAAAAAAUGACCUUGUUUUUACAAUGUGUCCAUCUUUUCAAAUGUGGUUUGUAAGGAUUUUAAACUCAGUUCCGUCCAUAAUUACUACAGUUUCAGAUUUUAUUUUGAGCUUUGCGUUUGGUUUCGGGGUGAAAUCUUUUAUCAAAAUUUUAGAGAACUUGCAUGAUUGCAAUCCAUUAAAAACUGUUGCUACACUGCAAAAAUGAUUUUCUUACAGAGUAUAUUUCUCUUCUUUUCCAGUAAAAAUAUCGAAACAUUCUUAAAACAAGAUGAAUUUACUUGAAGCAAAAUCACAUAAGAUACUUUGUCUUGUUUUCAGAGAAAUCUAACAUUUUGUAAUGUUUAUGCUUAUAAUGAGAAAAAACGAUUUGCCAAUGGGGAAAGAAAAAAAAACAACUUAAUUCUAAGGGGAAACAAGUUUAGUGUUCUUUCCCCGUUGGUGUGUGUGUGUGUGUGUGUGUGUGUGUGUGUGUGUAUAUAUAUAUAUAUAUAUAUAUAUAUAUAAAUUGUUUUUGCAUCAACCCCACCACAACUGAUUAAUUUAUUUGAAAACAAGACAAAAUAUCUUGUCAAUCUGUCAUUUUACUGGAAAAUAUGAUGAAAACACCCAGUAAGAAUGUUUUUUUUUUUUUCUUUUUUUUUUUUUUGCAGUGUAUUGAGUUUAUCUUGUGAACUCAACUCAAGCAAAAUCUCAUAAUACAACCUUUUGUCAAUUAAGUUGCUAGUUUACUGAAUUUGUACCUUGUACAUCUCUGCCUUAUAAAAAUAAUUUGGCUUUUGUAUUGCUAUAUUUGUAUGCAUUUUGUACAAAAUGACAUUAAAGUGGACUUUGUUUAUAGUGUUUGUGCAUUCAAGCUGUAAUUUAAUCAUCUGUUUUCAUGCCGGUUGGGGAGGGGAGUGGAACAGACCGUCCGUAUUGUAAAUAGCUGUAACAUUUUAAUAGAGGAUUGUGAGUAAGAUGAAAAACUAAUUUUCUUUUUUACAGAAAACUUAGUCAGCCAUGGGUUACACACUUAAACAAGGAUCGAAAAGGAUACAUUCCAAGUAACAAAAAAUAAUUAUAAUGUAGAAUACAAAUUUUAUUCUAAUUAUAUAGCACACCCAAAAAGGAAAAUUCCAUGUUUCACAUUAAAAAUUACUUCUGCAUGCAGGAAAUUUUUAAUUUUAGCCCAUGCUAUUGAAUGUAUCCGCAUUGGGAUGAUUUCUGAAAUAAUUUGGAUGCAAAACUCAUUAAACAAUAUUUAAGGUAAUGCACCAAAUGUUCCUUUUGCUUCAUGUGCUUUCAAUUAUUCUUAUUAUAUCUGCUCAUGCUUUGAUUCAUGACACCUGGAUGUGGGUUUCCUGCAAAGAUGUGGAAAAAUUAGUAACAGCCAAAUAUUGUUUUAAUUCAUAGCUACUAAUACAGCUCUUCCCUCCCGUGCAGCAGCGGAAAAAGGUCCUCCGUCUCUAGAUUGUCUAAAUCAUUUCUUUUUUUUCUAUUCCUUGAAGGUGAUCCAUAAAUGCAUGUUGUAUAUAUUGAUACAAACUACUUGUGGUGGUGUUAUUACCAUAUUCAUUUAUAGUGACUGUAAACCACUGUUUAAAUUGGUUUUCUGUUAGAAUUCAAUCUGACAAAACAUGUAACAGAACAUGUCUGGGUCGUAUUUCACCACACAAUCGAAAGAAAAAAAAUGAGACUAUUAUAAUACACUGAGAAUACUAAGAAUUGCACUUUUUUUUUUCUUUUUUUUUUUUUGGCGCAUUAUGGAAGACUUUUGUUGGGGGGUUAGCGGAGAAUGUGCUUAAUUAUCAUAAUAAUAAUGCGAUUAUGCCAAAAAAUUUAAUGGUACAAAACUAUUCUUAAUUUUCAAUAUAUUCACAUGUGUUAUUUUUGGGUGAAAUAUGACCCAGGUACGUUUUUUUGAGAGAAUCCAAUCAAGCUAACAAAUCUAGUCUUUUCUAGCCAUAUUUCUUGUCUAGUUACAUUUUAUAUUUGCAUGAGCGCACAACAGGAAAGUAGUUUGUAUCAAUAGUUAGCAAAGGGUGCCAGUAUGCAGUCUCAAUAUUAUGUCCAUGGCUGGAUGAAAACUGCAACUUUUGGUUGACUAUUCUAUUAUGUUUUCUACACUAUUUUUGAACAAGUUAAAAUAGCACUGGAAAAACGUCAUAUGUAUGUGAUAUCUUCACAUUCAUUCACAACCACUGCUUCCUGUCUGUCAAAUCUGAGAUAUGCCAUAGAAAUGAUUAAUGACAUUGAUGAAUUUUGUAUUUUCUUUCUGUGUACAAAUGUAUUAUGAAAAGUAUUUUUCCUCAAAUCUGAUUAAACGAUGUACUAUACAUAUAUAACAAAUCCAACUGAGCUUUUCUUUUUUCUUGUUUUAUUCUGUACAAGUUGAAUUGAACCGUUGUUAAUAAAAUGAUCUGAUGGUUUGUA